Aedes aegypti (yellow fever mosquito) is the source of this 2296-nucleotide messenger RNA. RefSeq names its product nose resistant to fluoxetine protein 6. The transcript has 13 exons. The coding region runs from base 83 to 2167 and encodes 694 amino acids. Gene Ontology annotation, molecular function: acyltransferase activity, transferring groups other than amino-acyl groups. The record is from RefSeq and is a predicted model, not a curated record. Lineage: Eukaryota; Metazoa; Arthropoda; Insecta; Diptera; Culicidae.
UCAGUUAGUUACAAUUCGUUUGUCGCGUAGAACAGUUAACGUUUCCAUUUCUUCAAGUGAUAAGAAUAACUCGCAGCGAAGCAUGGUUGCCAAAUAUUCAAUAUUGCUCAUAUCUUUGAUUGUGCUAGGCGAUCGGAUAUCAGCCUUAACGCCAUUAUUCAAUAUGACGGAAUACUACAAGCUUCCCAAGCUUUACAAAUACGAUGAUUUCGACCGUUGUCUUCAAGAAUUUGAUGCAAAAGCAGUUUAUUGCAUAAUCGACACUCAUAUCAAACCGAACACAUCGGCAGCGAUAUGGCCUUUGAUUGAAAAAUUUUCCAACGACACCAAGCGGAGCUUCCGUCACGAUCGCAUUCAACGAGGGCUGUGCAUGAACUUGUGCGAGAAAAUUAUGGAAAAGUACGACUACGAAACCCAGAUGAAGUAUUAUCUGAAGCAGUUCAACGAAACCAACGAAGUUACGUUUGAUCCCAACACGUUCCGGGAAGCCCUCGAUUGGCGCAUCAAGUACAAACGGUUGGCAAAUCAGUGUGUGAAUUUUGAACUGAAACGACAGUUCUCCAUCAUGGGUUAUUCGGCGGUGGAAUAUUGUGUUAGCAAUCUGGAGGAAGAUUCCCUUGAUUACCUAGACAUAGUGUUCCUAGUACUUCUGGGAUCCAUAAUACUCGCUGUAAUUCUAUCCUCGUUUUUUGACUACAAAAUGAAGAAGAAGCAUUCGUCUAAUAUGAAAAGCAGUGACUACUAUCGUACACCACUCAAAAAAGGCCUAUCGCAAAAGUUGGCCCUCUUCUCUCUGCCCCGGAACUGGCAAAUCCUAAUGACCAAAAGGCGAACCACCCUCUCGAAAGAUCUCCGCUUCAUUCAAAGUGCUCGCUUCCUCAUCAUGUAUCUGGUAAUAGCCGGCCAUUGCAUGCUGUUCAAUUGCAUUUUUCCACUGCUGAACCCGGAAUAUGUGGAAUUUAACUACCGCCGGAUGAUAACGAUGUUGAUAUUUAACGGGAUAACGGUGAUUCAGACUUAUUUCACUAUUAGCGGAUUCCUGCUGGCGGUGCAAUUUGCGGAUUAUAGCGAGCGGAAUAAGACGUUUACGGUGAAGGACUUUUUUGCUAGUAUUUUGUAUCGAUAUGCGAGGUUAGUGCCCAUCUACCUCUUCAUGAUCCUGCUGGAUGCAACAUGGUUGAUCAAACUCCAAGACGGUCCCGUGUGGAAACGAGUAGCCGAAACAGAACGAACCUUCUGUCGGAACAACUGGUGGGCUAAUUUACUAUUCGUAAAUAACUAUUUCACCGUUGACGAACCGUGUCUUCAGCAGGGAUGGUAUCUCGCCACCGACUUCCAGCUGUUCAUCCUUGGCCUAUUGUUGCUAGCAUUCGUUAGACGCUUCCCCAAAUUGCUUCGUCCAACCAUCGGUCUGGCCGUUAUCCUUUCCUACGUAUCUCCCGCACUCGUAACCUAUUUCCACCAGUUGGAGGGGGUGGUUAUGAUACGACCAGAGGCGCUGAAAUACGUUCUUUGGUACGAACGGAGCUACCGCCAAAUGUACAUUCCAACACACACAAAUUAUGGCAGCUAUUUGGCGGGCUUGAUUGCCGGUUUAACAUAUCAUAAACUGAAGCGUAGCGAGUUCAACAUCCGGCAACAUAAGCCGUUCCUGUUUCUGUGGUAUUGCGUCCUCCCACUGGCCGUUAUGCUCCUGCUGUCUGCGUAUGUGUUUUACGAGUACGACUUUGAGAAACCAGCCGUUUGGAUAGCGCUCUACUCGGCCCUGUCCAAGAAUCUGUGGGGCCUUAUUUUCGGAGUUUUGUUUGUGGGGCUUGCCUUCGGUGUUGGCUGGUUUCUAAAGCGCCUAUUGAGCAAUCCGGUAUUCAGGCCACUGGGAAAGAUUACUUAUGCUGUCUAUCUGUGCCAUCUGUUUGUGAUAAGAGCAACGCUUGGAAAUAUUCGACAACCGAUUUAUGUUAGCGAUGUGAGAAUUCUGGUUUCCACUUCUUCAACGCUAUUGUUGUCUUAUAUAAUGGGUUUAUUCCUCUGUCUGGCUAUUGAGAUCCCAUUUUCCAACUUACAAAAACAACUUUUUCACAAGAAGCCAGAAGUAUACUAUGAGGAAAACAUUGAUUUGUCCAAGAAUGGAGUGCAGAAUAUGGCAGAAAGCAAUGGUACUCGAUAACAACAUACGGGUUAUGAAAAUCUAUUCGACGAUUUUCAAAAUAUCAUCCUUUCUAGAUUUUUCAUUCGUUAUCAAGAAUAAUGAUAAUUUUCAAUAAUUAAAACAACCAGUGCAAAGUAAAACAUAGAA